AUGCCUUCCAUAGUAUCGGUCACGAUCCAAUCGGCCAUUCUCAAGGCCACAGCAAACCUCACGGCCCAGACGCUCACGUUGCGCAACAUUCAGUCACCUGCACCAAUUGAUUGGACUCGCGUUAUUGAGUUUGCUGUGUUUGGCAUUGUAUCAGCCCCACUAGCAUCAGUAUGGCAGCAAUUUCUUGAAGAGAGUUUCCCCAGCCAACAGAAACUCAGUCCACGGAAUUCAAGUUCUGACCCUGUCGAGGUCAAGGAAGAGGGAAAGAAAAGUCGAAUGCGUGGUGGACUCGACUGGCGGAGUAUCGUCAUCAAGUUGAUCCUGGACCAAACAAUCGGCCAGUUCCUAAUCAACAUUACAUUUCUGAUCUGCACCAACGGCACCCGGCUCGGGAACUGGUCGUCGCUCAUUGGAGAGAUUCAAUCGCGCAUCCUCGCCAUCGUCUGGGCCAGUUGGAAGGUGUGGCCGUGGGUGGCUGUGGUCAACUUCAUCUGGGUGCCGGUUGAAUGGAGGGUGCUCGUGGCGUCGUUGGUUGGCUUUGGCUGGAACAUCUUUUUGAGCAUUUGGUCGAUGGGGGAAAGCCAUAAGUGA
This is a messenger RNA of Fonsecaea erecta, 591 nucleotides long. RefSeq lists its product as hypothetical. Gene Ontology annotation, cellular component: membrane; cytoplasm. The record is from RefSeq and is a predicted model, not a curated record. NCBI's taxonomy places the organism in Eukaryota, Fungi, Ascomycota, Eurotiomycetes, Chaetothyriales, Herpotrichiellaceae. Bases 1 to 591 code for a protein of 196 amino acids. The transcript has a single exon.